AUGGACUUGGAUCAAUUCGAGUUACAAUCCAGCUACAGUUACGGUACAAAUAACCUGGAAAAUGAUUUGAACGAAUUGAAUUUUAAUGAUUUGAGCAAUUUCAAUGAUUUAAGUUUGCAGCAGUCACAGCCACUGCCACAACAACUCGACGACGAUGAUCUCGUUCUUGAUGAUUUAAAGGGUGAUCUCCCUGAACACGCGUGUAGUUACUGCGGUAUACACAACCCAGCGUGCGUCGUUAAAUGCCAGACUUGCUUGAAAUGGUUUUGUAACGCAAGAGGUUCCACUUCCGGCUCACACAUUGUAAACCACCUCGUUAGAAGUAAACAUAAGCAAGUCGUCCUACACCAAGAAUCCCCACUCGGUGAAACUCAGCCUGAAUGCUACAACUGCGGCUCGAAGAACGUUUUCAUCCUUGGCUUCAUCCCCGCCAAAUCUGAUACCGUUGUCGUCCUUCUAUGCAGACAACCGUGCGCCGCUAUGACUGGUACACGCGAUAUCGUUUGGGACACCUCCCAAUGGUCCCCUCUCAUUCAAGAUCGCAGCUUUCUUACUUGGUUGGUCAAGGUUCCCUCCGAAUCUGAGCAAUUACGCGCAAGGCAAAUCUCCUACCAUCAAAUUAACAGACUAGAAGAUCUCUGGAAAGAGAACAAAUCCGCCACUCUCCAAGACCUCGACAGACCUGGCGUUGAUGAAGAACCCCAACCUAUCCUCCUCCGCUACGAAGACGCUUAUCAAUAUCAAAAUAUCUUUGGUCCUUUGGUUAAAAUCGAAGCUGACUACGAUAAGCGUCUAAAGGAAUCUCAAUCCCAGCCCGAUUUAGUCGUCCGUUGGGAUAUUGGUCUUAAUCAGAAGCGUGUUGCUUGGUUCGCAAUGCCCAAGUUAGAGUCUGGUGAAGUCAAGCUCGCUGUCGGUGAUGAGCUGCGCUUGAGUUAUCGCGGUGACAGGCAGUGGUCCGGUAUCGGACACGUAGUUAAAAUUCCAAACAACGUCUCUGACGAGAUUGCUCUCGAAUUGCGCAGACAAGAUGCUGUCCCGAUUGACAUGACUCAUGGCUUCGAAGCUGACUUUGUCUGGAAGAGCACCUCGUACGAUCGUAUGCAGUUGGCUAUGAAGACUUUUGCUGUUGAUGAGCAGUCUGUCAGUGGCUACAUCUAUCACAAACUUCUUGGUCACGAACUUGAACCCCAAGUUGUACGCACUCAGAUGCCUAAAAAAUUCUCGGCACCUUUUCUCCCUGAACUUAACCACUCACAGAUGUAUGCUGUCAAGAGUGUUUUACAAAAGCCUCUUAGCUUAAUUCAGGGUCCGCCUGGUACAGGUAAAACCGUUACAUCUGCGUCAAUAGUAUACCACCUAUCCAAGAUGAAUCCUGGUCAGGUUCUCGUAUGUGCUCCUUCAAACGUUGCAGUUGACCAGUUGUGUGAAAAGAUACACUUGACUGGCCUCAAGACUGUGAGACUUACAGCCAAAUCGAGAGAAACAGUUGAAUCUCCAAUCACUUUCCUCACUCUACAUGAACAGGUAACCAACUCAACCCAUCACAUUGAACUACAGAAGCUGAUAUUGCUCAAAAACGAGCAAGGUGAAUUGUCGUCAUCUGACGAACGUAAAUUCAAAACGUUAACGAGGGCAUGUGAGAAGGAGAUACUUAAUGCAGCAGAUGUUAUUUGUUGCACCUGUGUUGGUGCUGGUGAUCCGAGAUUGAGCAAGUUAAAAUUCCGUACGGUCUUAGUUGAUGAAGCUACUCAAGCUGCUGAGCCUGAGUGCACAAUACCAUUAAUCAUGGGAUGUAAGCAGGCGGUGCUAGUUGGUGACCACCAGCAACUCGGUCCAGUCAUCAUGAACAAGAAGGCUGCUAGAGCUGGUUUGACUCAGUCUUUGUUCGAAAGGUUAGUCAUGCUUGGCAACAGACCUAUCAGAUUACAAGUUCAAUAUCGUAUGCAUCCAUGUUUGUCAGAGUUCCCUUCGAAUAUGUUUUACGAAGGUACGCUGCAAAAUGGUGUGACUGCGCCUGAGCGUCUGAGAAAGAACGUCGACUUCCCAUGGCCUAUACCAGACACACCAAUGUUCUUCUAUCAGAAUCUCGGUCAGGAGGAAAUAUCGUCAUCUGGGACGUCCUUCUUGAACAGAACUGAGGCUAGCAAUUGUGAGAAGAUAGUAACCAAAUUCUUUAAGGCGGGUGUUGUGCCUGCACAGAUAGGUAUUGUUACGCCAUACGAGGGACAGCGUUCGUAUAUAGUCAACUACAUGCAGUUCAACGGUGCGCUCAAGAAGGAGCUAUACAACCAAGUGGAGGUGGCAUCAGUUGAUGCGUUCCAAGGACGUGAGAAGGACUACAUCAUACUAUCGUGCGUGCGUUCCAACGAGCACCAAGGUAUUGGGUUUCUGUCAGACCCACGUCGUCUCAACGUAGCAAUGACGAGGGCUAAAUUCGGCAGCGUCAUUCUCGGUAACCCAAAGAUACUGUCCAAGCAUCCGCUCUGGCAUCAUCUGCUCACGCACUUCAAGGAGAAGAAGACGUUGGUAGAAGGGCCUCUCAACAACUUGCAAGAAUCUAUGAUACGAUUCAAUAAGCCAAGGCAGCCACUCAACAAAGCCACUCUCGACCCCUUUUCGCGCAGAUUUGAGAUCAACGCCCGAGAAGCACUGGGAGCGGGUAUACCAGCUACAGGAGCGCGAACGCCUACGACUGGUUUCGGAGAGCUUGGUGAUGUUUCGACAUACGAUAUGAACAGCAUAAGCGCGUACAAGCAGGAUGGAUUUGAGGGUGGAGGAGUUGGAGUUGGUGGGGGUAUUGGAGGGUUACCUCCUACAUUUGGUAGAAUGAUGAAGCAGAAUGGCGGUGGUUAUGCCAACUACGCUAGCUCCGUACUGUCACAAGACCUCGGCAGUGAUCUGGGCAGCGUUGCACCUUCUACCAUAUCUUCCUCCGUCGCUUACUCCCAGUCAGACCGUCUGCGCGACGCUUCAAACUCCAUGGCUGUUGGCGGAUAUAAGGAUGAGCUUGCUGACGAUAUGCAGUCUUCUUACUCAGGUGCUACUUCGCAGGCUUUUACUGAGUUUUAG
Wallemia ichthyophaga EXF-994 is the source of this 3069-nucleotide messenger RNA. Its product is annotated as Regulator of nonsense transcripts 1. NCBI's taxonomy places the organism in Eukaryota, Fungi, Basidiomycota, Wallemiomycetes, Wallemiales, Wallemiaceae. Bases 1 to 3069 code for a protein of 1022 amino acids. Gene Ontology annotation, biological process: nuclear-transcribed mRNA catabolic process, nonsense-mediated decay. The record is from RefSeq and is a predicted model, not a curated record. The transcript is spliced from 3 exons. Gene Ontology annotation, molecular function: zinc ion binding; ATP binding; RNA helicase activity. Gene Ontology annotation, cellular component: cytoplasm.